AUGAAACCAACGCACAAGACAAAAAAGCGGACACGCAAGGUUGUCGGCGUGGAGAUGCAACUUUCCUCCCGCCCCGCCACGGCCGCGGCUCGUGCCGCAGCUCGCCGCCCCACUCGCCGCGCCCGCCGCGCCCGCACCGAGCUCACCGCCCCACUCCCGUCCCGAGCUUGUCGCGCCCGCGCCGAGCUCGCCGCCCCACUCCCAUCCCGAGCUCGCCGCCCCGCUCCCGCCCCGAGCUCACCGCCCCACUCCCGUCCCGAGCUCGCCGCGUCCGCCCCGAGCUCGCCGCCCCACUCCCGUCUCGAGCUCGCCGCGCCCGGCCCCGAGCUCGCCGCCCCGCUCCCGCCCCGAGCUCGCCGCCCCCUCCCUCCCCCGAGCUCGCCGCGCCCGGUCCGUGCUCGCCUCGCCCGGCCACGAGCUUGCCACCCCGCUCCCGCCCCGAGCUCGCCGCCUCGCUCGCCGUGCAGCCCCGAGCCCGCCGCCCCACUCGCCGCGCUCGGGCCUCCCUCCCUGAGCUCGCCACGCCCAGCCAAUGAACUGCUGCUGCUGUGGCCGCGGGCGAUGCGGGAGGUCGCCUUCGAAGUCGAGGACGCCGUCGACGAGGCUUAG
This is a messenger RNA of Aegilops tauschii subsp. strangulata, 609 nucleotides long. Lineage: Eukaryota; Viridiplantae; Streptophyta; Magnoliopsida; Poales; Poaceae. The record is from RefSeq and is a predicted model, not a curated record.